AAACGGAGAGAAAAACAGAGAUGAGGAAAUCCAAUUGUUCCAUCUUCAUCAAUCUACUGGCAGUUCUGUGCAUCUCUGCUGCGUGCGCUGCCCAGGAUUUUGAUUUCUUCUACUUCGUUCAACAGUGGCCAGGGUCGUACUGUGACACACGGCAAAGUUGCUGCUACCCAGCCACAGGAAAACCAGAGGCAGAUUUCGGCAUUCAUGGGCUUUGGCCUAACUACGACGACGGCUCCUACCCAUCCAACUGCGACUCUUCUUCCUCUUUUGAUCAAUCCCAGAUAUCAGACCUGGUGAGCCAAAUGCGAGAGAGUUGGCCAUCUCUGGCAUGCCCCAGCAGCAGUGGGAUUAAGUUUUGGACGCACGAGUGGGAAAAACAUGGCACCUGCUCCGAGUCCGUCCUCGACCAGCAUGCUUACUUUGACGCUGCUCUCGCCCUCAAAUCCAAAGCCGACCUCCUUCAUGCCCUCGCUACUGCGGGGAUUCAGCCAGGGAGUUCAUACCGCAUAAACAGCAUCACAGGGGCAAUAAAGAGUGCAAUUGGGUUCACUCCCGGCAUAGAAUGCAAUGUGGAUGACUCAGGAAACACUCAGCUUUACCAAGUUUAUCUCUGCGUCGACACUUCUGCCUCCAAUUUCAUUAAUUGCCCUGUUCUCCCCAGAGGAAGGUGCUCUUCCACUGUUGAGUUCCCCUCCUUCUAAGAUGCCCUCCUCUGUUUCUCUCUGUCUCUCCUCUCUAUUUAUAUAUAUAUAUAUAUAUAUAUUUGGAUAGAUCUCUGUUCAUCACCAGUUUGGAAUUCAAUGUUGAAGGGCCCAAUUCUUCUCGCAAUGAAUAAAAUGAUUGAAAAUAGUGCCAAUUAUUUCA
Molecule: messenger RNA, 864 nt
Organism: Malania oleifera
Lineage: Eukaryota; Viridiplantae; Streptophyta; Magnoliopsida; Santalales; Ximeniaceae
Product: extracellular ribonuclease LE-like
Exons: 4
Coding region: 21-701 (226 amino acids)
Biological process (GO): RNA catabolic process
Cellular component (GO): extracellular region
Molecular function (GO): ribonuclease T2 activity; RNA binding
Source: RefSeq, a predicted model, not a curated record